AUGGCGAACCUCCAAAGCCUCCUCUUCGUCGCCCUCUUCUUUGCCUCCGGCGUUGCGGUCUACGGCGCGUGCGAGGGCUGGUCACCGCUCUCCGCCUGCUACUUCAUGGUGAUCACGUCCACCACCGUCGGGUAUGGUGAUAUGGCACCCGCCAGCCCCGCUGGCCGCCUGUACACAUGCGCCUCCGCGCUCCUCGGCACCACGGUGAUAUUCAACGCCCUGCAGCCGGCCGUCGAGGCCGCCCUCACGCGUCUGCGCGCGGCGCUGGUGCCAGCGGUGGCUCUCAACAUUGACACAGCCGACCCGCGGCUCUCACUCCGUGAGGUGAAUCGGCGGAUCAGCUACGGUCGGCGCCACCUGCGGGCCGCUCUCGGGCCGUUGCUGAUCUUUGUCGUGGGGGUCGCCAACGCCCUGCUCUUUCUCGGGCUCGGCGCCAUCGACGCCGUGUACUAUGCCGUCGUGACGAUGACAACGAUUGGGUACGGCGACAUCGCCCCUCCUCCCACGCCACUCGCCAAGCUCGCCGCUAUCGUCUGGAUCCCGCUGGCCGUCGUGGCGCUGGCGGAUGGGGUGAAUGAGUGGCUCGCGAUCCGCACGCGAAAGCGCAUAAGGGAACACUGCGACGCGGACGACACGGCGACCGAUGACGAUGGAAAGCCGAUUGGGGAGGCGGAGUUCCUACGGCGCGUGCUGCACCGCGAGGGGCUCGUGGACGACGACACGCUGGCCUCGAUCGCCCGAAAGUUCGCUGCGGUGAAGAAGGAGCAAUGA
Molecule: messenger RNA, 771 nt
Organism: Emiliania huxleyi CCMP1516
Lineage: Eukaryota; Haptophyta; Isochrysidales; Noelaerhabdaceae
Exons: 1
Coding region: 1-771 (256 amino acids)
Biological process (GO): stabilization of membrane potential; potassium ion transmembrane transport
Cellular component (GO): membrane
Molecular function (GO): potassium ion leak channel activity
Source: RefSeq, a predicted model, not a curated record